Molecule: messenger RNA, 4439 nt
Organism: Pongo pygmaeus (Bornean orangutan)
Lineage: Eukaryota; Metazoa; Chordata; Mammalia; Primates; Hominidae
Gene: ADM2
Product: adrenomedullin 2
Exons: 2
Coding region: 355-801 (148 amino acids)
Biological process (GO): adenylate cyclase-activating G protein-coupled receptor signaling pathway; regulation of systemic arterial blood pressure; positive regulation of heart rate
Source: RefSeq, a predicted model, not a curated record
GGGGGAGGGGCGCCCCGCCCCGUCCGUGCAUCCGGCUCCGCCCCUUGCUGGAAAGGCUACGUAUUCAGCUCUGGAGGUGCCAUCCCGGGCCGCGACUCCGCUCCAGGGAGGACCCCCAACCCACCCAGCCCGCUCCACCUUGCGCCCCGGACCCGCGGCCGACCCCAGACCCACUGCCCGCUUCGCGCCCGAGGCCUGCGCCCCGACGGACGCCCGUGCCCAGCUUGCCACGCCCACGCCCGGCGCCCGGACCGCGGAGGGCUCCCCGAGGUGCCGGCGGAGGGGUUGGCUCACGGCUCAGGCUGCCCCCGACCUGCCCGGCUCACCGCCCCCUCCCCUGCAGCCCCGCCCGCCAUGGCCCGGAUCCCGACAGCCGCCCUGGGUUGCAUCAGCCUCCUCUGCCUGCAGCUCCCUGGCGCGCUGUCCCGCAGCCUGGGCGGGGACCCGCGUCCCGUCAAACCCAGGGAGCCCCCAGCCCGGACCCCUUCCAGCAGCCUGCAGCCCAGGCACCCCGCACCCCGACCUGUGGUCUGGAAGCUUCACCAGGCCCUCCAGCCACAGAGGGGUGCUGGCCUGGCCCCUGCUAUGGGUCAGCCUCUCCGGGAUGGUGGCCGCCAACACUCGGGCCCCCGAAGACACUCGGGCCCCCGCAGGACCCAAGCCCAGCUCCUGCGAGUGGGCUGUGUGCUGGGCACCUGCCAGGUGCAGAAUCUCAGCCACCGCCUGUGGCAACUCAUGGGACCAGCCGGCCGGCAGGACUCAGCUCCUGUGGACCCCAGCAGCCCCCACAGCUAUGGCUGAGGUGGGGCCGGGCCACACCCCUGCCCAUCCCAGCCAGGGUGCUGUGCCCCCGUCCAGAGCUGCAGCUGAGCCCCAUCUGAAGCCCAGUCCCUCGGAGCUGCAGACAGCAGGUUCUGCAGCAACAACACCUGCAUGGCUUUGCACACGUAAACCCUCGCACACCUGUGGACCCAGGCUGGUCUACAUGCAGUGCUGGUACGUCAAGGAGCCUAAACACCCUGAAAUUGUGAAUCCUUGGGGGACAGCUGCCAGACACAGCUGGCGGCAGCACCAGAUGCUAAAAAGCGCUUCAGAGAGGAGGUGUCUGCCCAGAGACGUGGAGCAGAAGCUGGGCUCUGAACACACAGGGCCAUGUCUGGACGAGCAGGGGAGAGAGGCUGAAUUGGCCAGAAGCGGCCCCUCCGCUGCUGGUCCAGUCAGACUGAAGCCCGGCCUUGUGCCUGGGCUGUUCCUGUUCUCAUGCACAACCAGCCCUUCCACGUGCCUGCCUGGCCCGGGGUCCCAGCCUCUCUUGGCGUCCCAGCCUCUCCCUCCCUAUGCCUGUGGGACAGGAGGGGGAGCGUGGGAUGCUGUAGCCCCCUGGGGUUGGGCAAGGGAAAGAUGGUGGCCCUCCAGAGGUCAUGAAGGGACCUCUGUGGCUCCAGCUGUCAAUCCUGGAGCCCAGACUGAGGUGACCAUGGAGACUCCACCUGGAUCCCCUGUGGAGGCCAGGGAGGGGAACUUAGCAGUUUAGGAGCCACCCCAAAUCAUUCUGGGACAGGGACACCCCUUCCUACCGCAGGGCAGGGCUGGGUGGGGCAAGAUCCCCCAGCCCGAAUAGACCCACCCCACCUGAAGGGUGUGAGACCCUUGCUGGCAGCCAGACAAGGGUGGGGCUCCACAGGCAGCACAGGCGCCCCACCACCACCCAGUGUGGGGACCCAGUGGGACCAGGUGUGGGGGCAGCAGGUGACUUACCAAGAGCCAGGGAGGGCAGCCCAGGCCCAAAUGACAGCAAGAACAAGGACCACCGCCAGCGUGCAUGGACUUGGUGUGUGUCCUUCCCGAGGGGGACGGGGGACUCACACGUGAGUGCCACUCGAGCCUCCCAGUCAUCCAGCAGAACAUGGGGUUCAGAAAGGGCUCCUUCUGCUACUUAGCAAACACUCAGCAUUUAAUUUGCAAAUGUUUCCUAGGGUCACCCUCUCGGCCAUCCCACGAGGGUCGCCGUGAUCACCCCAACUCUAGAGGCCUCAGCAGAGCUCAGGACAUUCCCCCACAGAGCUUGCCCCUCAGCUCCUACCUCCAAGGGGGAGGGUCCUGGACGCGCCCACCCAGGCGCCGCCCGUGUGCUUGCUCCCCAAGCUCAGGGAUCGCCGGGUCCAGGUAACUGACCUGUGCUCCACGAGGCCCUGUGGGAACAGUCCAGGCUGGUCCUGCCCUGUGGAGGCCUCUGUGCACUGAGAGAUGUACUAGGAUUGCAGCAGAGGUGGUCAGGGUGGUGGGCCGCACAGCGAGGCAGUCAAGGCCGGCUCCCUGGGAAAACCACUGGGUCAGGUGAGGUCUGAGGGUAGCAGGCCUUCCCUAGGGGAAGGAGCUGGGAGUGCCAAGGCCCCAGGUGCACAGGAGGCGUGGCUGCUGAGAGGCUGCAGGGUGGAGGGGCCUCGGCCUCAGAGUCAUGUGCCCUGUGACCACUGAAGGGUGUCAGCAGAGCACAGGGCAUGAGGACAGAGGGAGGGGCAUAUGGAGUCAAGGAGGGGGCCCCGGGGCAAGGCUGGGGGGCCAGGAGCUCAGCGUCCACUACUCAGCCCAGCCAGAACCCUCCCAGACGUCUCCUCUCCUGCCUGGGCAAAGUCCAGCUUGGCACCCCGUCUGGGGCCUGCCUGUGGUCAGGGCCAAGUGUUCCCUCCUCCAGGAAAGGCUUCACCCUCCUCAUGCCCUGUGGUCAGGAGGCCGCCUGCCGUGACCCUCUGCAUCGCCUGGGGUGCGAAAUCAGACCCACCUGACACCCUCACGCGGAGGCCCAGCAGCACCUGCACCCAUCCCCGCCUUCCCCAGCAACCACUUCCAGCUGCUCUGUCCAAAACCUCCGCUCGACUGGGCCCCGUGGCUCACACCUGUAAUCCCAGCACAUUGGGAGGCCAAGGCAGGCACAUCACCUGAGGUCAGGAGUUCAAGACCAGCCUGGCUAACAUGGUGACAUCCCGUCUCUACUAAAAAUAGAAAAUUAUCUGAGCGUGGUGGCACAUGACUGUAAUCCCAGCUACUCAGGAGGCUGAAGCAGGAGGAUCACUUGAACCUGGGAGGCAGAGGCUGCAGUGAGCUGAGAUUGCACCAUUGCACUCCAGCCUGGGCAACAAGAGCAAAAUUCUGUCUCAAAAAAAAAAAUAGUAAUAAUACAAAAAUUAGCUGGGCGUGGUGGCACAUGCCAGUAAUUCCAUCUACUUGGGAGGCUGAGGCAGGAGAAUCGUCUGAGCCCAGGAGGUGGAGGUUGCAGUGAGCCCAGAUCGCACCGCUGCACUCAAGUCUGGAUGACAGAGCAAGACUCCGUUUCAAAAAACAACAAAAAACAAAAAACCUCCUCUCUUCCUUCACACCUUCCUCUGAAUCCUGCCGGGUCCCACCUCCUGAACCUAUCCAGACACCCUCUCCUGACCCAGGCACCACCUGCUUUGGGGGCGAUGGCCGUAGCCUCCUCCCGGGCGCCCGUCUCCAUCCUUCUGGCCAGUGCACGCUGAGCACGUGACCUACGCUUGUUGGGACACGUGAGGAUACAGCCUUGACCCCCAGGGGCUGACAUUCUAGGGGGAGAUAGAAGGAGACAAACGUAGAAGGUAGAAUAAGUGGGUGGUGGAGUGUCAGGGAGUGCUGAGUGCCACGGGAAGUCAGACAAGGAAGGAGAGUGUGGGGCAGGUGCCAUUUAAAUGGGGAACGCUGGGGUCUCCUCACAGUUCUUUCUCAGCUCAGCUGCGCCAGGAUCUUGUUGAGUCAGGUCAGCUCCCCACAGCCCUCUUGCCUGACCCCUGAAGCCCAGAACUCUGAUCUUCACAGCCCUAGGUAUGGCCCCAGCACCCCACUGCCCUCUCUCCUGCCCCAGCCGACUGCUGUUCCCAGACUUCCUUGGCCACGCUCCAAGACGCCAGCUCUGCUGCGGGCACUUUGUUCUCACGGUGUCCUCCGUGCCUACAGGGCCCAUGCAUGGGAAGUUGCGUUGGCGGCCUGGGUGUUGGUGGUUCCGUGCCUGCUCCGACUCUCUGUGAGGCCCCUCUCCCAGAGCCUGACACGCUCUGUGGCCAAACUGUAGGCAGGUGCCCCUGAGUCCUUUCCUCGACGAGGCCUGACCCCAUCCCCAUCCUCACUGGGCCCGCCGACCCCGGUGUGAGCAAGAAUCCUGCUAAAUCAGUUUAUGGAGAAUUACCCACCCUCGAUAUCUGAUCCCAUUCCUCAUCUCCCACCCUUGAUCUCAUCACCCUGCCGGCCUCCUGCAAGAUCCUCAUUGAGCCACUCCAGUGAGAACCCCCCUAUCCUCCAAGGCUCCCAUAGCAACUUCCCAUCCGCUGACCCCUCCAAGCCAUCAAUCUCCAGCUGUGGUUGUUGAAUUCGGAGGUGAGCUCCUCUCACCACUCUCUUGAAUAAAGCUUUUCUCACCAUUUUAACAA